CAACGUGUAUGAUGUCAACGGCUUUAUGGCGCGAUCGUGCGAGCGUUCGUCGAAAGUUGGAAUACAAUUUUCAAUAAAUAUCCAUGGAAACUUGUGAUGGAAGUGCUUUACGCGGGUCCCGUUAUUGAGUUCGUGAGUGAUAUUCAGAUGAAUUGAUGCACAUAACAGUGUAAUUGGUGUAAAGGCGAGGUAUUAGACAAAAGAUUAUCGCAGACCUGUUGCGUGCAUCUUUAUACAUGACAAAACAUUGUGAUUUCGUUUGAAUAACGCUAAACCAAUUCGAAGAUGACCACGUCGUUGUCGUUGUUGGCGAGCCACGAUGAAGUGGUGCGAUGCACGGACGUGCUCGUGAAUGGAGCCUGCGAUGAAGAAUUUCUACAAUUUGCAAUAAAUCAAGAGGAAAUGAGACAGAAAUGGCUGGCAUCGAUACAAGAAUGUCAGCGACUUCAUUCAGCUUUAGAAAAAGCUCACCAAGAAGCAGCAGAUUUAGAUCGUAAAUUAAGUCAUGCUAGAAGACUGUUAGAUGAGGAGAAACGAAAGAGGCGGAAUGCAGAGGAACAAAGAAAUUCAUUGGAGAGACAAAUUGCCAUGGCCAGAGAUCUUUUAUUUAAUGAUGGUGGAAGGAAUUUAAAUGAUGAAACCAGAGAAAAGUUACAAUUCCUAAAUAAUACUACAUUGAAUGGGCGCCAUAGUAACAUACAUAUCAAAGAUUUACACCAAAAUGAUAAAUUAAAUACUAUAGCGGAGCUGGACUCCACUGGCUCUAUAUUAAGCGAUUUAAGUUGUUUUUCAAAGUCGGAAGAUGAUUUAGAUAACAGUGUAAUUGUUCAGCAAAGUCAAAAGAAACGUGAAUGGAAAGAACAUAGACCCAGUGGUGAAUAUUCCACAAAGAAACGUCGUAGCGCAGUACAGAAAGUUGCCGAACUAAAUUCAUCUGACAGAAUAGUAGCCACAACUACUGUAGUCAUGCCUAAAGAAGGUGCUAUCACUGCAUCUUCUGUAAUUGAAGCUAUACCAGGGGAUGAGAAUGCAAACCCACAGGGUCCAUUGCAUAACACAUGCAAAAGACGCAAAAGUGGCGAUCGCAGUAAAUCGAAGUUAACAUCCGUUACCACAAAGGAUGUACACAUUGACAUUUUACCAUCUGCACCAAAAGCUGAUAUUCUUACAUCGGGAUCAGAUUCUGAGGGCGUUUUUAAACCUAGUCCAAAUAUAGGUGGAUAUACUUUAAAUACAAAGUCUGCAAGAGGUCAUAGUUUUAUAGCAAAAACAGUGAUUAAACCAGAAAUUUGCACACCAUGCGACAAGAGAAUUCGUUUUGGUAAAGUAGCUUUAAAGUGCAGAGAUUGUAAAGCUACUGCUCAUACAGAAUGUAAAGAUUUGGUACCAUUACCAUGCGUGCCUACAGGAAAUACACCUACUUUACGUGGCACUUCUGGAACCAUAGCAGACUAUACUCCUAUGAUUCCACCAAUGGUACCAUCACUGGUUGUUCAUUGUAUCAAUGAAGUGGAAUUAAGAGGAAUGAGUGAGCAAGGAUUAUAUAGAGUAAAUGGUGGUUCGGCAGAAGUGAAAUCUCUGAAAGAAAAGUUCCUCAGGGGCAAAGGUGCCCCCAAUCUCUCUGAUGUAGAUAUACCCACCAUAUGCUCGACUCUUAAAGAUUUCUUGAGGUCGUUACGGGAGCCGUUAAUUACUGUAGGAUUAUGGGCCGAUUUUGUUCGAGCCACUACUAUUACCGACAAACAAGAUGCUGAUGCUGCAUUAUAUCAAGCAAUUUCUGAAUUGCCCCAACCUAAUAGAGAUACACUUGCCUUUCUAAUAUUACACCUACAAAGAGUAUCAGGUAGUCCAGAAUGCAAAAUGCCUAUAAGUAAUCUGGCUAAAGUUUUUGGGCCCACAUUGGUGGGUUACAGUUGCCAAGAGCCCUCACCAACUUCUUUGCUUUCGGAGACUAAAAAUCAAGUCGCGAUAGUCGAAAACUUACUGAAAAUCCCCUCUGAUUAUUGGGCAAAUUUCGUUAAUCCUGAAAAUUUAAAUAGUAUUGCUACUCAUAAGACUGCUGAGCUAAGACAUACACCAUCCACGGAAUCUUUACUUAAGCGUAGUACUUCCCGCGGUUUUAUGAGGCGAAAUAAAAAAUACUUUGCAACGCCUCCCUCUAAAGGAGGUUUUUGA
Dufourea novaeangliae is the source of this 2175-nucleotide messenger RNA. RefSeq names its product rac GTPase-activating protein 1 (gene tum). The transcript is spliced from 9 exons. Bases 286 to 2175 code for a protein of 629 amino acids. Gene Ontology annotation, biological process: signal transduction. Lineage: Eukaryota; Metazoa; Arthropoda; Insecta; Hymenoptera; Halictidae. The record is from RefSeq and is a predicted model, not a curated record.